CCUGGGGCCUCCCGCUCUUCCCCGCCCACCUGUCCCCGGCGGGGAUUCACCCUCCUCCCAGUCGCGCCGCUUUCCCCGCCCGCGGCCACGUCUGGGCACGUCCCCCUCGCGGCGCGGGCCACGCACGUCCCUGCGCUUAACCUCUGCCAGUCCGGCGCUAAGUUAAAGGCCGGGGCGGUGCGGUCUGCGCGCACUCCUGGAGGCGGGGUGCGCAGGCAGGAGCCCGAGCCUGCMGCCGCGGCCGGGCAGACGAUGACUUGCUACCGGGGCUUCCUGCUGGGCAGCUGUCGUCGCGUGGCGGGCGGCCGGGCGGCGCUGCGUGGGUCAGGCGCGGGAGGCCCUGCCGCGCGGCCCCGGCUUGGCGGUGACGGCGACCGGAGGCACCUAGGGCACGGGCAGCCGCGCGAGCUGGCGGGCUGUGGCAGCCGUCCGGAAGGCGGCUUCCGCCCCUCGCGGGUGGUGGUGGUGGCCAAAACCACCCGGUACGAGUUCGAGCAGCAGCGGUACCGCUACGCGGAGCUCUCGGAAGAGGACCUGAAGCAGCUGCUUGCAUUGAAAGGCUCUAGCUACAGUGGACUACUUGAACGACAUCAUAUUCACACCAAAAAUGUAGAACAUAUUAUAGAUAGUUUACGGAAAGAAGGAAUUGAGGUUCGUCUGGUAAAGAGGAGAGAAUAUGAUGAAGAGACUGUUCGGUGGGCAGAUGCAGUCAUAGCUGCAGGAGGUGAUGGCACAAUGCUUCUGGCAGCAAGUAAAGUCUUGGAUAGACUGAAACCAGUUAUAGGGGUAAACACUGAUCCAGAACGGUCAGAGGGUCACUUAUGUCUGCCUGUUCGAUAUACACAUUCCUUCCCAGAAGCCUUACAGAAGUUCUAUCGUGGUGAGUUCAGGUGGUUAUGGAGGCAGCGUAUCAGGUUAUACCUUGAAGGGACUGGCAUAAACCCCAUUCCUGUGGACCUUCAUGAACAGCAACUAAGUCUGAAUCAGCAUAGCAGAGCCUUCAACAUUGAAAGAGUUGAUGAUGAAAGGUCGGAGACUUCAGGACCCCAACUUUUGCCAGUGAGAGCUCUAAAUGAAGUCUUUAUUGGGGAGAGUCUAUCAUCCAGAAUGUCUUAUUCUUGGGCUGUAGCAGUGGACAAUUUAAGAAGAAGUAUACCCACUCUAAAGGGACUGGCAUCCUACUAUGAAAUUUCAGUUGAUGAUGGCCCGUGGGAAAAACAGAAGAGCUCAGGGCUCAAUUUGUGUACUGGAACGGGAUCCAAGGCCUGGUCAUUCAAUAUUAACAGGGUUGCAACUCAGGCUGUGGAAGAUGUUUUAAAUAUUGCAAAACGACAAGGAAAUUUGAAUCUUCCAUUAAACAGAGAAUUGGUAGAGAAAGUAACAAAUGAAUAUAAUGAAUCACUGCUGUACAGUCCAGAAGAACCAAAAAUACUUUUCAGUAUUCGAGAACCAAUAGCAAACAGAGUUUUCUCAAGCAGUCGUCAGCGUUGUUUCUCCUCAAAGGUUUGUGUUCGUUCUCGUUGUUGGGAUGCCUGUAUGGUUGUGGAUGGAGGAACUUCUUUUGAAUUUAAUGAUGGAGCAAUUGCUUCAAUGAUGAUCAAUAAAGAAGAUGAGCUUCGAACUGUGCUUCUAGAACAGUGAAGGAUUUCCUCAGAUUGCAAAUUUUGAUUACUGGAAAAAUAUUUUUACUGUGGAAACAGAUCAUCAGCCAUAAAGCUACACUGUUUUUUUUUUUUUUUUUUUUUUUGUUUUGGUGGUUAUUAGGACUGGUUGCUUCUGGGCUCAAAGGUGACAAAGAAAGUGAGAUAAUAAUCUUCUAUUGGAUUCUGAUAGAAAAAAAGAUAUUCUGUGAGAAUAAUGAACUCAAUGUAUUAGAAUUGAUAAUAGUAAAUUUCUCUACUAUUUACAAUUGUUAACCAAGAGCGUUGGUAUCUUUUCARAUUUAGAGAGGCAGGCUUAAAUAAAGGAUUCAACGUUUAGGAUUUAAAAAUUUAACUGUACAAGUUAAAUUUGACUGUCUGGUAGUUUUUUGUUUUUUUUUUGUUUUUUUUUGCUUCCCUCUCCCUUUGUGGAAUAUUUUUUUAUAGUACCUGUCAAAAUUUUUAAAAACUUUUUGAUGAUGGGGAAUUUUGUUAAGUCCUGACAUUCACCUAAUUGAAGUAGGUUAAUGUGUUUUUUAAUAUGUGCUAAGAAUUUUCUAAUUCUAGGACACAAUGAAGUGGUGACUUUUGAUUUAAAAAUUUAAAUCACUUUUGAAAUUGCAGAUGCUUCCAUUUGAUGUUCCUUCUAGUUAAUUUCAACAAUACUGGUUGGAAUACACCAAUGGGACAAAGUCAUGAUGCUGUUAAAAAUGUUUUAAUUAUCCAGUACCUAUUUUGGAUCAAUUUUUAAAAAAUGAUUUGAGUCCAAUAGGUGUUUUCCAUCUGUAAAACUCUCUAAUAUGGAUUCAGGAACUAAAAGUAAGAACUGAUGGGACGUCUUCUAUUAGGAGACAUUUUCUAUUGGUAUUAUCUUUAACAAAUAUUUUCAUCUAGUGUUAAUAUUGUCAGAGGRUGGAUUAAUAAACAAAUAUGUCUUUGCUUUUCAAAAACAAGGGCUGUAGCUCAGUAUUGAGGUUUUCACUUUAUUUCAAAUUUUGCAUAAUAGCUUUGUAGGAUAAAAUGCCGUGGCUUUUCCCCCCAUUAUGAGAACUCCUUUAUUUUUGGAGGAAAUUAUUUUAUUCUUUAACCCUAGAAUUUUCACAGAAUGCUCUUACUGCUGCAAGAUAAAGUGGUAUUAUCAUGCCAUUUAUUCAGUUGUAUAUUUUUUUCAUUUGAUGGUGAAAACAGUUGUCAUUGAUAAAUAUUUAUGAACCACACUGUGUCAUCUAUUCUGUGUCAGGUGCUUGAUCUACAUUGAUGAAUGAGAGAGACUCUAUAGUGUUUGAGACUAGUGACCUCAGAAGUAAAAAUUCUGUGAAAGCUAAGAUAUGUAGUCAAAUGAGUGCCCUUAGUUUUGCCAGUGAUUAACAUGUUACUUUUAUCCAUACUUUUAAAAAAUGUUAAUUUACAACAGUGGUCUAGGUUUUGAUGUAUAAUGGAGAAGAAUCUGUUUUUCUCUUAAUUAAGAGUACCUGCAUAAAGAGUACCUGCGUAGACUCUCAGAGCAAAUUUAUUGAUACAUCAGAUGGAAAUAAAAUAAAGAUCAGUUUUCCCAGAGCUGGAUCUGAUUUUUUUUUCUCAAAAAAUGAUAUAUAUAAGAAAGAAGUUAAAUUCCAUACUAUGGAUUAACCACUCUAACAGGUUUUGAAUA
This is a messenger RNA of Urocitellus parryii (Arctic ground squirrel), 3291 nucleotides long. It is a transcript of the gene Nadk2, whose product is annotated as NAD kinase 2, mitochondrial. Gene Ontology annotation, molecular function: NAD+ kinase activity. Gene Ontology annotation, biological process: NADP+ biosynthetic process; NAD+ metabolic process. Lineage: Eukaryota; Metazoa; Chordata; Mammalia; Rodentia; Sciuridae. Gene Ontology annotation, cellular component: mitochondrion. The record is from RefSeq and is a predicted model, not a curated record.